AUGCAUUUGUCCAAGGAGAAUGACCCCAGUAAGGAGCUCUAUCCCCAGGCAGACACGGUGGGAUUCCUGCAAGGAGAGAAAGUGUUGAUAGUGGGGAACAAUGGGACAUAUGAUAAAGCAGAACCAGUUUACCGUGACAGAGUCAGACUGGACAGACACACUGGCUCAUUAGAGUUACUGAGUGUGACUGUGAGUGACAGUGGAGAGUACACAGUGAGCAUAAAUAAAACUCCUAAUGAUCCAGCACUGACAGACAAAACUACACUAGACGUGAUUGAGAGAAUAUCUGGAGUUUCUCUCACUGGUCCAGCACAACCCCUAAUAGAAGAUCAAAGUUCUGCUGAUUUAACCUGUGAGGGAACUGGCUCCAUCAUCACCACAGAAUGGAUGAAGGAUGGUCAACCUCUGUCUCCUAGCAACAGCAUCAUCUUCUCUGCUGAUCUGAGAUCAGUGUCCAUCAGUCCAGUGAGGAGAUCAGACAGUGGAGAAUACCAGUGUAGACUCAGUAACCCUGUCAGCUCUGACACUGCAACCUACACAAUGACCGUCAACUAUGGUCCAGAGAACGUUUCCAUCAGUGGACCGAAUGAGGUGGAGGUGGGGUCAAAGGUGACUCUGACGUGCUCUGCUGAAUCCACACCACCUGCCUCCUUCAACUGGAUGUUGAAUGGAAGAAAAACAGGAGAAACUACAGCCUCAUAUUCCAUAGAGAAGACUGACUCUACACACAGUGGGAAUUACACCUGCACAGCCUGGAACAAUGUCACCUCACUCAACACAACAGUUCACCAUCAUUUAACAGAGUUCAGUACUAAAGCGAUAAACCUCCUGUUUGUCUACAGUGAGAGAGUCUCUCCGUGGAGAAGACAUUUCCAGGAGGCCAAUAGGAAGCAGGUGGAGCUGGGAAUCUUGGGAGGAGACACCUCAGUGUUCCCAGAGGUCAAACUAAACUCUGCAGCCAAUCAGAGAGCUCUACAGCUCAUCUUAGGUCAGUGA
Molecule: messenger RNA, 996 nt
Organism: Chanos chanos (milkfish)
Lineage: Eukaryota; Metazoa; Chordata; Actinopteri; Gonorynchiformes; Chanidae
Product: carcinoembryonic antigen-related cell adhesion molecule 2-like
Exons: 7
Coding region: 1-996 (331 amino acids)
Source: RefSeq, a predicted model, not a curated record